Messenger RNA from Choloepus didactylus (southern two-toed sloth), 3169 nucleotides. It is a transcript of the gene TRIM46, whose product is annotated as tripartite motif containing 46. The record is from RefSeq and is a predicted model, not a curated record. The coding region runs from base 129 to 2408 and encodes 759 amino acids. Gene Ontology annotation, molecular function: zinc ion binding; protein binding. The transcript has 10 exons. NCBI's taxonomy places the organism in Eukaryota, Metazoa, Chordata, Mammalia, Pilosa, Megalonychidae.
GCAUGCGCAGUGACACCUCACCCCCCCACCACACCCCCACCCGGCUCCUGCAUUAAGCCCUGGGUUCGCAGCCGCAGCCGGGAUCGGGCACCCGGGGGCGGGCGGACGGCGACGGGCAUCGUAGGGCCAUGGCUGAGGGUGAUGAUAUGCAGACCUUCACUUCCAUCAUGGAUGCACUGGUCCGCAUCAGUACGAGCAUGAAGAACAUGGAGAAGGAACUGCUGUGCCCAGUUUGUCAAGAAAUGUACAAGCAGCCACUGGUGCUGCCCUGUACCCACAACGUGUGCCAGGCCUGUGCCCGGGAGGUGCUGGGGCAGCAGGGCUAUAUAGGCCAUGGCGGGGACCCCAGUUCCGAGCCCACUUCGCCUGCCUCCACCCCUUCCACCCGCAGCCCCCGCCUCUCCCGAAGAACUGUCCCCAAGCCAGACCGCCUGGACCGGCUACUUAAGUCAGGCUUUGGGACAUACCCCGGGCGGAAACGAGGCGCUGUGCACCCCCAGGUGAUCAUGUUCCCAUGCCCAGCCUGCCAGGGUGAUGUGGAGCUGGGGGAGCGGGGCCUGGCAGGGCUUUUCCGGAACCUGACUCUGGAGCGUGUGGUGGAGCGGUACCGCCAGAGUGUGAGUGUAGGUGGCGCUAUCCUGUGCCAGCUAUGCAAGCCCCCACCACUGGAGGCCACCAAGGGCUGCACCGAGUGCCGUGCCACCUUCUGCAAUGAGUGCUUCAAGCUCUUCCACCCUUGGGGCACGCAGAAGGCCCAGCAUGAGCCCACCCUGCCCACCCUCUCCUUCCGCCCCAAGGGCCUGAUGUGCCCAGACCACAAGGAAGAAGUGACCCACUACUGCAAGACAUGCCAGCGGCUGGUGUGCCAACUCUGCCGUGUGCGACGCACCCACAGUGGGCACAAGAUCACACCCGUGCUCAGCGCCUACCAGGCUCUCAGGGACAAGCUGACAAAGAGCCUGACAUACAUCCUGGGAAACCAGGACACAGUACAGACCCAGAUCUGUGAGCUGGAGGAGACCGUGAGGCACACCGAGGUGAGUGGUCAGCAGGCCAAGGAGGAGGUGUCCCAGCUGGUGCGGGGGAUGGGGGCUGUGCUGGAGGAGAAGCGGGCAUCACUGCUUCAGGCCAUUGAGGAAUGCCAGCAGGAGCGGCUGGCCCGGCUCAGCGCCCAGAUCCAGGAGCACCGGAGCCUGCUGGAUGGCUCAGGUCUGGUGGGCUAUGCUCAGGAGGUACUUAAGGAAACAGACCAGCCUUGCUUCGUGCAAGCAGCCAAACAACUGCACAACAGGAUUGCCCGAGCUACUGAGGCCCUCCAGACGUUCCGGCCAGCUGCCAGCUCCUCCUUCCGCCAUUGCCAGCUGGAUGUGGGGCGUGAGAUGAAGCUGCUGACGGAGCUUAAUUUCCAGCGAGUGCCUGCGGCUCCCGUCAUUGACACCCAGCGCACCUUUGCCUACGACCAGAUCUUCCUGUGCUGGCGGCUGCCCCCGCACUCACCACCCGCCUGGCACUACACCGUUGAGUUCCGGCGCACAGACGUGCCCACCCAGCCCGGCCCCACCCGCUGGCAGCGGCGGGAAGAGGUGAGGGGCACCAGUGCCCUGCUCGAGAACCCUGAUACAGGCUCCGUGUACGUGCUUCGUGUCCGUGGCUGCAACAAGGCUGGCUAUGGCGAGUACAGCGAAGAUGUGCACCUGCACACACCCCCGGCACCUGUCCUGCACUUCUUCCUUGAUGGCCGCUGGGGUGCAAGCCGAGAGCGGCUGGCCAUCAGCAAGGACCAGCGAGCAGUGCGGAGCGUUCCAGGGCUGCCCCUGCUGCUGGCUGCCGAGCGACUGCUGACCGGCUGCCACCUGAGCGUGGACGUGGUCCUGGGCGAUGUGGCCGUGACCCAGGGCCGCAGCUACUGGGCCUGCGCCGUGGACCCGGCCUCCUAUCUGGUCAAGGUGGGCGUCGGCCUGGAGAGCAAGCUUCAGGAAAGCUUCCAGGGUGCCCCGGAUGUGAUCAGCCCCAGGUACGACCCAGACAGUGGGCACGACAGCGGUGCUGAGGAUGCCACCGUGGAGGCGUUGCCACCCUUUGCUUUCCUAACAAUCGGCAUGGGCAAGAUCCUGCUGGGGUCUGGGGCGAGCUCAAACACAGGGCUGACAGGGAGGGACGGCCCAGCAGCCAGCUGCACGGUGCCCCUGCCACCCCGCCUUGGCAUCUGCCUGGACUAUGAGAGGGGCCGAGUUUCCUUCUUGGAUGCCGUGUCCUUCCGCGGGCUCCUGGAGUGCCCCCUGGACUGCUCGGGGCCCGUGUGUCCUGCCUUUUGCUUCAUUGGGGGUGGCGCAGUACAACUACAGGAGCCUGUGGGCACUAAGCCUGAGAGAAAGGUCACUAUUGGGGGCUUCGCCAAGCUGGACUGACCCUUCCUGCCCCCACUUCUGCAGCUGGUCCCUUCCUGGGCCCUACACCCCCUCAAUCUCCAAGCCUCCUGACACCAGGUUAUUCCCCUGGCAGCUUCUCCCCCAAAUUCUUCUUACCACGUGGUCCUGCCCUUAACCCAUGUCUGUGUCUCCCUAAGGCCUUCUCGUGACCAAGGGGCUCUCCUCACCUCUCUGGAUGUCCCCAUUCUCUCCAAUGCCUGUUAGCCCAGGCCCCCACCCCCCUCCAAGGCUCUGCCCCAUACCCUGCCCUUGGCAUCUUACCCAAGUCAUGGAGAGAGCCCCUUCCCAAUCCCUGCCCUGUGCUCCUCCCCAGGCUUAUUGGGAGGGAGGGCUCCUGGAACAUUGGGCAUGAUCCCCAGCUCUGUCCUGUCAAGAACCCUGCCCCUUGAAUGCUAAACUACAGCCUGGGGCGGGCAGGCUUUUUGGCUGGACACUGCCCAUGCACUCCCUGGUGAGGGGAAGGGGACCCUGCCAUCCUGCUUUAUUUAUUUGGGUUCUCAUGCCCCCCAGCCGCAUGCCCCUUGUGUCCCUCUCACUCCCUCUUGCAUGCUUUACCUGUCCCACACCCAUGCCACUGUGCCAAGUCUCCCUUGGGGCCCCAGCUGAGACUAAGUGUCCCCAUUGGGUCGGGCCAGGCAAGGCCUGUGCUGCCCACUGCUGACCCCCUGCAGCGGGCACUGCUAGGCCUGUGCCAAGCAACAACUGUUAUUCUCAUGGUUUCUAAACAAUAAACUGUGAUG